GACCCAUCCCCGAUGGUGCUGAUUCAGUUGUUCAAGUUGAGGACACUGAAGAAAUUGUAGAUGCUUCAGGCAAAACUAAGCUAGUAAGAAUAUUGGUGCAAACUAGCAAAGGUGUUGAUAUCCGUCCAGUGGGAUGCGAUAUUGAGAAAGAUGCCACUGUAGUAAAAUCUGGAGAAAGAGUAGGCGCUUCAAAAUUGGCCUUCUAGCUACUGCUGGUGUAAUGUCAGUGAAGGUGUAUCCUACACCAAAAAUUGCUGUGCUAUCUACCGGAGACGAACUUGUGGAGCCAACAACAGGGUGUCUAAAUCGUGGCCAGAUCAGGGACUCUAACCGUGCAAUGAUACUAGCAGCAGCAAUGCAACAGCAGUGCGAGGUUCUUGACCUUGGUAUUGUGAGAGAUGAUAAAGAAGAUCUUGAAAGAAUGCUAGACAGUGCUGUUUCAACUGGAGUUAAUAUUCUUUUAACUUCUGGAGGUGUUUCCAUGGGAGAUAGGGAUUUUGUCAAGCCAUUACUUGAAAAGAGAGGGAUAGUACAUUUCAAGAAGGUCUGCAUGAAACCAGGGAAACCUUUGACUUUUGCAACAAUAAAUUCAGAAACAGCAGAAAGUAUGCUGGUAAAUAAAAUCCUUGCAUUUGGGUUACCAGGAAAUCCUGUGAGCUGUCUAGUUUGUUUUCAUCUCUUCGUAGUCCCUACUAUUCGCAAGCUUGGUGGAUGGGCAAAUCCCCAACUUUUGAGAGUGCAAGCUCGUCUUCAGCAGUCAAUAAGGACAGAUUCAGUUAGACCAGAGUUUCAUUCUGCUGUUAUUAGAUGGAAGGUCAAUAAUGGAUCAGGCAACCCUGGCUUUGUUGCUGAGAGCACUGGGCUACAGAGGAGCAGCCGACUUUUAACUAUGAGGUUGGCUAAUGCUUUGUUGGAGUUGCCAGCAACAGGCAAUGUAAUUUCUGCAGGAUCAUCUGUAUCAGCUCUCUUAAUAUCUGAUAUAAGCAGCACGGUUGCAAGUGAGAGUGCCACAUCAUCAGAUCCCACUGUACUUUUGCAAGGAAGGUCAUCUGCUGAAGUAAAUGUGGAUGGAUCUUGGGCUCCUGAAGUUAGAGUAGCAAUCCUUACAGUGAGUGAUACUGUUGCCUCAGGGGCUGGGCCUGAUAGAAGUGGUCCUAGAGCAGUUUCUGUUGUGAAUUCCUUAUCAGAAAAGAUAGGAGGGGCAAAGGUAUUUGCUACAGCUGCUGUCCCUGAUGAUAUUGGAAAAAUUAAAGAUGUUUUGCAAAGAUGGAGUGACGUUGACAAGAUGGAUCUCAUCCUUACCCUCGGCGGCACUGGCUUCACUCCAAGAGAUGUAACACCUGAAGCAACAAAACAAUUGAUUGAGAAAGAAGCACCUGGUCUUCUCUUUGUUAUGAUGCAAGAGAGCUUAAAGGUAACACCAUUUGCUAUGCUAUCACGUGCUGCAGCGGGAAUAAGAGGGAUGACAUUGAUUAUUAAUAUGCCUGGCAAUCCAAACGCUGUCGCUGAGUGCAUGGAGUCUUUGGUGCCUGCACUUAAGCAUGCAUUGAAGCAGAUUAAAGGAGACAAGAGGGAGAAAAAUCCGCGUCAUGUCCCUCAUGCACUAGCAGCAACUACCGACACAUGGGAGCGCAGUUAUAAAUUGGCCACCGGCAGUCAUAAGGAGACUGGUUGCUCGUGUUCUCAUUAGACCGAUUUCUCGAGGAAAAAAACACAUGUUGUGAACUUCACCGGUUCUUGGAAUCUCUCUCUCUCUCUCUCUCUCUCUCUCUCUCUCUUUCUUAAACAAAUCUCUCCAAGCUGGUUUAAAUUCACAAUAACCACCAAUAACUGUGCCGUAGUUACUCAUUUUGCAUUGAAUAGAUAAUAAUUCUCAUAUUAGAUAUAAGUUUAAAA
Messenger RNA from Carica papaya (papaya), 1896 nucleotides. NCBI's taxonomy places the organism in Eukaryota, Viridiplantae, Streptophyta, Magnoliopsida, Brassicales, Caricaceae. The record is from RefSeq and is a predicted model, not a curated record.